This is a messenger RNA of Lipotes vexillifer (Yangtze River dolphin), 1026 nucleotides long. RefSeq names its product TNFRSF1A associated via death domain (gene TRADD). Gene Ontology annotation, biological process: positive regulation of canonical NF-kappaB signal transduction; extrinsic apoptotic signaling pathway. The transcript has 5 exons. The record is from RefSeq and is a predicted model, not a curated record. Bases 1 to 1026 code for a protein of 341 amino acids. Gene Ontology annotation, molecular function: transmembrane receptor protein tyrosine kinase adaptor activity. NCBI's taxonomy places the organism in Eukaryota, Metazoa, Chordata, Mammalia, Artiodactyla, Lipotidae. Gene Ontology annotation, cellular component: tumor necrosis factor receptor superfamily complex.
AUGCUGGGACUCUCAGCCUGUCAGUCCUUGAGGGGCCACGCCCGCCAGCAGGCAGUCACCGUCCACCUGGCCAGAGGAGGCAAGAUGGCGGCUGGGCCAAAUGGGCUCGAGGAGUGGGUGGGCAGUGCCUACCUAUUUGUGGAGUCCUCGCUGGACAAGGUGGUCUUGUCGGAUGCCUAUGCUCACCCACAGCAGAAAGUGGCAGUGUACAGGGCUCUGCAGACUGCCCUGGCAGAGAGUGGCGGGAGCCCCGACGUGCUACAGAUGCUCAAGAUCCACCGCAGCGAUCCGCAGCUGAUCGUGCAGUUGCGUUUCAGCGGGCGCCAGGCCUGCGGCCGCUUCCUCCGCACCUACCGCGAGGGGGCACUGCGCGCCGCGCUGCAAGGGUGCUUGGCGGCGGAGCUGACCCUGCACUCCGUGCCGCUGCGACUGGAGCUGCGCGCCGGCGCGGAGCAGCUAGAUGCCUUGCUGACCGACGAGGAGCGCUGUUUGAAUUGCAUCUUCGCCCAGAAGCCCGACCGGCUCCGGGAUGAGGAACUAACAGAGUUGGAGGAUGCGCUCAGAAAUCUGACGUGCGGCUCGGGGGGCCAAGAGGGCGACGUGGAGGGCGCCCCGGCCCCCUCGCAGUCUCUGGCACCCUCUCCGUCGGAGGAGAAGCCACCGCCGCCGCCGCCGCCGUCUGGCCAGAUUUUUCUGUUCCACGGUCAGCCUGUAGUGAACCGGCCGCUGAGCCUGCAGGACCAACAGACGUUCGCGCGCUCAGUGGGCCUCAAGUGGCGCAAGGUGGGGCGCUCCUUGCAGCGCGGCUGUCGUGCAUUGCGGGACCCGGCGCUUGACUCACUGGCCUAUGAAUACGAGCGUGAAGGGCUGUAUGAGCAGGCCUUCCAGCUGCUGCGGCGCUUCGUGCAGGCCGAGGGCCGCCGCGCCACGCUGCAGCGCCUGGUGGAGGCGCUCGAGGAGAAUGAACUCACCAGCCUGGCAGAGGACUUGCUGGGCCUCGCAAAUCCCCAUGGCGGCCUGGCCUAG